This is a messenger RNA of Coccinella septempunctata (seven-spotted ladybird), 807 nucleotides long. RefSeq names its product 39S ribosomal protein L10, mitochondrial (gene mRpL10). Gene Ontology annotation, molecular function: structural constituent of ribosome. The transcript has 3 exons. NCBI's taxonomy places the organism in Eukaryota, Metazoa, Arthropoda, Insecta, Coleoptera, Coccinellidae. Bases 57 to 782 code for a protein of 241 amino acids. Gene Ontology annotation, cellular component: mitochondrial large ribosomal subunit. The record is from RefSeq and is a predicted model, not a curated record. Gene Ontology annotation, biological process: translation.
UUGAUAGAUUUUAAUAAUAAUUAAAAGUUUAUAUUAUAAUACCAUUAUUUAAAAAAAUGUCACUGUUGAGGAAACCUUUACUUGACACUGUCACUUACUUCGUUCAACCCAAGAGAUUCAGAGGAAAAAUAAAUAUACAAAGACCAAAACCCCCACAUUUCACAAAGGCAAAGUACCUAGAGAUUUGUAAACCAAUAUUUGAAUCUUCCAAAAAGAAUAAAACAAUGGUCGAGUUGUGUGGUAUCAAUAAAAAUCGAAAGGAAGAAGAGGUUGAUAAUCCAUUCCAGAGAAUUAUCGCAAAAGAAGCUCUUGGUUAUUUUCAGUCAUCUAGACUUAUAGCUUUCUACCAUUUUAAUCACAUGACCGGUAUAGAGCAGUUUAAAGCCCUUUCAAUGUUUCACAAGGAAGGGAUGCAUAUGAAGUGGCUUGGAAAAAAAACUUUAGAAAUGGCACUUAAAGGAACACCUUAUGAAACUGUGCUUGAUUUUUACAUGUCACGUAAUAUGACUGUUUUCAGUACAGAACCUAAGGUGAAACAAUUGUUGAGAAUUAAUAAAAGAUUUCCACAAUUGGUUUUGUUAGCUGGAAUUUAUGAGGAAAAAUUCUUGAAUUUGGAUGAAUUGAUCAAGUUGAGUAAAGUACCUAGUUUGGAAAUGGCACAAUCUAUGUUUGUACACACUUUGAAUGCAUCAGCUAAUAGGUUACAUAGGCAAUUGAAUUCACAUCAGACCAGUUUAUUGGCUCUACUUGAGGACAGAAAAAAACAAUUAGAUGAUAAUUGAUAAAAAUAAAUUAGAGAUCACUUUU